UGCGGUCGCCCGUAAGCCGGGAAAACAUUUCUAAUCUCGGCCCAAGUUACACAGAUUCAACACGGAUUGCACAAGAAGCUUAUCAUCACAAAAAUAAAAAAUAAAAACAAACUGGACUGGACGCAGCACAGCCGAUGGAAUAGCAACAAACAACAUAUACUACAGCAACAGUCUGGCAACGAAGCGUAUACGUAAUGGCAAGCAAAGUUCCAUUCAUUUAACGCGCUCGUUUUCAGUUCUCGGGCAGGUGUCAAGCGACGCACACACACGGUACAAGGCACACGGCACAACGAGGCGCGGUAUCAAAUCCGAAUCCGAAUCCAGAAUUCCAUAUACACACGCUAUAUAUGCUCGCUUGGCUAAUUAACAUACAACGCGGAGACCCCGUCGUCUCUUUACCCUUACCUGAGCUGUCCGAAAGUUCAAAUUGUCGUACGCACCACACACAUCACAUUUCUUUGCUCGGAAGCUUCAGUACAAAGACAGAUCGAAAAAUUUGAAGGAGCAUAUUUGGUAUAAAGAUAAGCGAUCAAGAUGCUGGAUCCCAUAUCGGACACGCCAAUUGUAUUGGCCUAUGCCUUUAUGUCGCUGCUAGUUCUGAUUGUUUGCUUCAUAAUGGUCAAUGUGGUCCAUAAGCUGUAUCGCAGCCUCAACAGCGACGGAUCGGCGGGUAUCAGUCCCCUGAAGACCGCCAUCUCGGAGCUAGACGCCAUGAAAACCGGUUAGCCAGCAGUCACCGGCCAGCUGCCAGCGAGAGGCGCCGAGAAUCGAAUCUCAGUCCGGCGACGGCGGCGGCGCUUCGGUUUUUUUAAUUCAGGCGAUCGGAGAACCAACAGGCAUGGCAUGGCAGCUGCACAACCCACAAUCACACACCCACUCGCACACGAGACGCCUGGUGAUACAAACAGCAAAGCAAUUAGCCAUAGACAGCACGAAACUAGGCUUACACACAACUAGAAAUUAACUUACUACCGCUGGUAUCUAGUCAAUUAAUUGUUCAUAUUACCCUAAGGUUAGGUUACAUAUUGAUAUUGUAAAUAAAGGUAUCUUGAGAGCGAUAA
This is a messenger RNA of Drosophila serrata, 1061 nucleotides long. RefSeq lists its product as uncharacterized. The record is from RefSeq and is a predicted model, not a curated record. Lineage: Eukaryota; Metazoa; Arthropoda; Insecta; Diptera; Drosophilidae.